CAAAAUGACAACUAGCGCCACGGUGCGGGAAUUUUCUCCUUCUGACAUUUUGUUUGUGGGGAAGACGCGUUUGUUUGCACAUCACACGCGGAUUUUGAUUGAUUUUGUGGGAACCCUGAGGAAGUAAUCGUGGAGAGAAUGUCCGCAAUAUAUACGCAGCAACAGCAGCAGCCACCACCACCACAGCGUGGUCCUCCGGGGGCUCCAAAUCGCGUGAUACCCCAACCACCGAGUACGGCGACCAUACAGAAGAUACUGGAUGAGAAUUGUAGCCUCAUCCAGAGUAUUCAGGCGUACCAGAGUGAGGGAAAGCACCAGGAGUGCAUGUCGCACCAGCAGGCACUCCAUCGGAAUCUCGUCUACCUGGCCAAUUUGGCAGAUUCCACCCAGAAUAUCCCGCAAAUUCUUCCACCACCGCAUAUUCUGCAAUCAAUGCCACCGGGACCGGGAAUGCAUCCUGGCCCACCGGGAAAUGCUCCACCACAGAUUGGUGGCCCAAUUCCAGCACCUGGGCAUGCUCAGGUUGAGGGGAAUCAGCCCCCGAGUCAGCCUGGACCGAAUUAUAAUGCUCCACCGGGGGGACAAAUUCCACCGGCUUCACAGCCACAGGCGCAGCAGGGGCAGCAGCAUCAUGCUCCAGCUCCACCCACAGGAGCUCAGCAGCCACCACAGCAACCGCAGCAGGCACAGCAGCCACCGCAGCAGCCACCACAUCAACCGCCAACAACUCAGCAACAGAAUGCAGCUCCUGGGGGACGUCCAGGUGGUCCCCCUCAGCCACAGGCACCACAGAAUCAGGCACCGCAGCAGCCGCAACAGCAGCCUCCACCUCCGCCACAAGCCUAUCCCAGGGCUGGAGCAUAUCAGCAGCAUGCACACUAUCCGGGUUAUCCACCACAGGGACAACCCUAUCCAGCACAAGGCUAUCCUGGCCCAAUGUCAUACGGCCCUCCCGGACAGAACUAUCCACCCAAUAGUGGAGCUCCUGGUGGAUACCAUCACGGUGCUCUGCCACCGACUGUCACAUCAGCAGGUGCUCCACCACCUGUCAGUGCGUACCACAGUACGUCACAGCAUCAAGCCGGUCCUGGGGGUUAUCCUCCACCACCCAAUAGCCAACCAUCUGGGCAGCAGCAGCCCCUCUAUGGGCCCCCUGUUUCACAAGCACCUCCCGGACAAUAUCCUCCACCUGCAUCAAGCGGCCCGCCGCCCCCAAUGGGAGCUUACUCAGGCUAUGGGGCUCAAAGCCCGAGCGCCACCUCGUAUGGGCAGCCCGGUGCUCAGGGGCAGAUGCCACCGGCUCAGGGAGCCUACCCUCCAGCUCCGGGGCAACAAACCUAUCCGCCCCAGCAACAGUAUCAACCACCAGCUGGCUAUCCAGCUCCACAGCCACCAAUGGGUCAUCCUCAGGUAUCGGCUGCCAGUCAAGGACCUCCUCCGCAAUCAUCUGCACCCCCAGCUGGAGCUCCACCAGCUCCCGGGGCCAAUUACACAAAUCAACCAAGUCCCGGACAAACCCCAUCGCCCAAUUCCAAUGGAGCUGCUCCACCAACUACUCAUCCGGGCCCCAUUGCUGCUCCGGCACCUCAGCAAUCGUAUCCACCACCACCGGUUUCCGGAACACCCCCCAAUCAACCGUACUCCUCGCCACCGUCUUCCGUGACACAGACAACGUAUUCCCAGGCUCCACCGAGCACUUCCUCAUCACCAGCCCCAACUGGAGCCUAUCAGCCGCCUGUGUCGCAACCCUAUGCUCCCCCACCGGGGGCACAGCCCUACUCAGGACCAGCUGGAGCACCGGCUCAGUAUCCACCGCAUGGGUAUCAUCAGCAGGGCUAUCCACCAUCGCCAAUGCCUCAGGGGCAGUACCCUGCACCACAGGGGUAUCCGUAUCAGCGUCCUGCAGCAGGGCAGAUGCCACCGCCAGGACCCCAAGGAGCCUACACGUAUGGCUAUCAACCUCCACAGUAGGCGCAGUACCCUGCUGAGGGAAUUGCCGAGAUUGUAUCGUGACUUGAUGUGCAGAAUGUUUUAGCAUGGAGAUGAGUCUCUGCCGUGUAUCUCAAUUUUACAUUAUUACUGCUAAUCUCUCCUAUAUGUAGUCUCUCGAUGUGUCAAUAGAAGAACGUCUCAAAUAA
Messenger RNA from Lutzomyia longipalpis, 2138 nucleotides. Its product is annotated as basic proline-rich protein. The coding region runs from base 139 to 1971 and encodes 610 amino acids. Lineage: Eukaryota; Metazoa; Arthropoda; Insecta; Diptera; Psychodidae. The record is from RefSeq and is a predicted model, not a curated record. The transcript has 2 exons.